AAUGGCUCAGAACUAUCUCCAGAUUGUCCCCCUCCUCGCCCAGGGCUACCGACUAACAACUACCCCACCUCGCUCUUCCCUGCCCGCUGCCGUAUUCCGUAUCUCGUAUGGACAUACAUACAAUCCGACGUAGGGAAUAGUCACCGUAACAUGUGUUUCUCCACCUGCGUCCAUCCGGGUGCGCCAGUCAACUUCUGACAAACGUAGUUUGCAAUUAUUCGGACUCCUCCAUUUCACAUAUGCAAUUCAAUUCAUCGAGUCAACCGCUUUCCUCCCUCUGUCGCAACGGAUCGACUUGUAUAGUAAAAAGAGUUGAGCUUGGACAUCGAGGAAGAGUCCAGACUCAAGAAACUCUAUCGAGAGAUAUCUUGCCUGUGUUUUUUGCUUUUUGAUUGGUGAUUCCAGUCGCGUGGAAUUUGAGUAUAUAAAUCUUCAGUUCCUCCUCCUCUUCCUCAAGAACAACGGCGAAUAGCUAGUUAGAUUCUGUGUGCAAAAAAUCCUCCUGAACCCCAUCCAGAAACGCCUUCUCGUUGUGUCCCCCAAAACCCAAUAUAAGAGCAAAGAGCCAUAUACAUAUCACCAAGGCGAAAACCAAACCGCAAAAUCCAAAAAGAGUUAUCUACAAUCUCUACCACGAAGACCACAUAAUCGAAUCCCCCUUGUCCUACUCCAAGAGAAAAGCCUGAGGGAAAAAAAGAACCAUGGACUCUUUCACCUCCAAAGUCUACGCCAUAACCGGGGUAUCAGGCAUCGGCCUCGCCGUCGCCAAACAACUCCGCAAAAACGGCGCCCUCCUUUCCCUCGCCGACAUCUCCCAGCCUGCCCUUGACGAAGCCUUCGCAGCCCUCGGCUCCUCGCCCGACCACAUCCUCAUUACAAAAGUGGACGUCUCCUCCUCCACGCAAGUCAACGCCUGGAUCGCGGCGACGGUGGACAAGUUCGGCCGCCUAGAUGGAGCGGCAAAUAUGGCGGCCGUCAUUGGGAAGAAUCAUGGGGUCCGUAAGUUGGUGGAUCAGGAUGAUGAGGAGUGGGAUUUGCUUUUGCGGGUGAAUUUGACGGGGAUGAUGUAUUGUGUUCGAGCUCAAUUGAGGGCCAUGAUGGCGAACAAGGGGAGGGGUGCUGAUGCUGAUUCUGGUGCUGGUGGGGAGGGGAUUGGGAGCAUUGUUAAUGCCGCGAGUAUCCAGGGUGUGAUGGGGUUUGGAAAAUCGGCGACGUAUGCGGCCACCAAGCAUGGUAUUGUGGGACUGACGAAAUCGGUGGCUAAGGAGGCUGCGCCGGGUAUUAGAGUCAAUUGCAUUGCGCCGGGCUCGAUUCAAACACCCUUGCUUGACGAAGGCAGUGCUAUACAAGGAGGUCUUAAUCAUAUACCCGGUGCGAUAUCCCGCGUUGGGACGGCAGAUGAAGUCGCGAACGUGGUAUUAUUCCUGCUCAGUGAUGCAGCCUCAUUUGUAACAGGAGCCGUGUAUAAUGUAGACGGUGGUUGGGACUUGCAAGGCGAAAGUUAAGCCAAUGUGUUGGGGAGCAUCCUGGCGAUCAUGUCUCAAUAUUUCAAGAAAGGAAAUAUAUCUUCGGGCGAGAGGAUUUCAGUUGUGUGCCUUUCUUCUCUCUUUUUGCUUCUCUUUUCCUUUCCCUCUUUGGUGACGUUCUAAGAAGAUAGCGUAAUUGAUAUCCAUAUGCAGCCAAAGAAGUCUAUAUCCCAUCACAAAACACUAAAUUGUACGCUAUGUUGAUAGAAGAGGAAUCUCAAUAUGGUGGCCACCUCCGAGUAGACGAAUUAUCACGCUCGCGGCUCGGUAAAGGAUGUCCACCUCAGGAUCACUAUCAUCAGUGUAUUAGGGCUUUCAUCACAUCAUCCCGGAGUUCGAAAAUGAGCCUCCGAAAUAAUUAAAGCAAUCCCAAUCUUCGAAUCCCUGUUGUAAAAAUCAAAAGAAUAAUAAAAAG
This is a messenger RNA of Blastomyces dermatitidis ER-3, 1941 nucleotides long. Its product is annotated as oxidoreductase. The record is from RefSeq and is a predicted model, not a curated record. Gene Ontology annotation, molecular function: oxidoreductase activity. The transcript is spliced from 2 exons. Bases 702 to 1505 code for a protein of 267 amino acids. NCBI's taxonomy places the organism in Eukaryota, Fungi, Ascomycota, Eurotiomycetes, Onygenales, Ajellomycetaceae.